CAUAAAUAAAUAUUCUUUUUAUUAUACUAUUAUACUUAUUAUUAUGUUCCAUUUCUAAAAAUGAAUUUAACGAAUACAUGUUUAUUUUAGUUGUGAAUUUGUGUUAUCUAUUUAACAUAGUAUUCAUUUUAAAUUUCUUUAAUUUACGUAUAAAGUGAUCAAUAUAUAGUUGACUCUUGAUUUUGUUUGAGGUUAAUUCGACAUAGCAACAUGGUGCAGGCUACUGAUGAAAUGGAACAGCCUGACCUGCCACACGCCGUUAAUUUGUUGAAGGAAAUGAAUACUAAUAUACAGCAUGUAUCUCAGCUUGUAGAUAACAUGCUGGUAAGAGUGAAGAGCGGCGAAAUCUCAACUGACAGCGGUCUUGGUUUCUUAGAAAUGAAAUAUCAGAUGCUAUUGAGCUACUUAAUUAAUCUCACCUUCAUUGUACUCAGAAAGUGCUCUGGUGAAAGAAUAGAAUCUGAUCCUUCUAUUGACAGACUAGUCGAGAUAAGAACAGUACUUGAAAAAAUAAGACCCAUAGAUUCAAAAUUAAAAUAUCAAAUUGACAAACUUGUAAAGACUGCUGUUGUGGGAGCUACAUCUGAAGAUGAUCCACAUUUAUACCAUGCUAAUCCAUCUAAUUUAGUCAGCAAAUUUGAUAAUGAUGAAGAAGGGUCAAGUGAUAUAUCAGGUGAUGAGGAAGAUAAAGACAAAGCAAAUAAAUCUAAUAUAUAUGUACCUCCUAAAUUGGCGGCAGUUCAUUAUGAUGAAAGAAUUUCACAUAGUGAUGAUGGGAAUAAAAAUAAGGAACGGUCAAAGAAACAAUUUUUGAACUCAAAUGUCAUGCGUGAGUUACGUGAAGAGUAUUCUGAAGCACCUAUUGAGGUCAGUACUGGGAAUCAUGUGAAACAUUCAAUAUCCAAACUAGAACAAGAAAAGACUGAAUAUGAAGAGAAUUAUCUUACUCGUUUGCCUGUUACAAAAGCAGAGAAAAAUAGAAGAAAAAACCUGACAACAGUUGGUGUGCUAGCAGAUGAAAUAACUGGACAUGUCACUGGCCGUAAUGUAUCACGUAAACACAAAAUGAAAUCAAAAAAAGGAAAAGGUUUUAAAAGAAGGCGUACACAUUAAUAUUUCAAUAUGUUAGUGAGUCUAAUCACUCCCCUAACUGAAAUUUUAUUAAAUUUUCACUUGGGAUUAGACUGACUAUGAUUGCUUUUACUAGCUUUUAAGUGAUUGCAGGGUUUUCACAAGCUGUGGCUUAAGUUAAAGAAAAAUGCAAAGUACAUAGACAUAAACCUACAUAGUUAUAUUUAAUUUACCAGUUGUGGUAACCUAUAUUUUAUAAAUAUUAGGUUCCAGUUUCAUUUCUAUACAGAGACUUUGUACAUUAGAAACUAUUUUAAAAUAAUAAAUGAGUAAUUGCAUAAUAUUAAUUAUUAAUUUUAAAAAGAAUUUGAUUAUCAUCUAUGAAAGAAAUAAGUGGGUAUAGUAUGAUAAAUUAAAAAAUGUGGGUUAUUUUAAGAAUUGUCUUAUACAUCUUGACUUGAUGCAAUUCAGAUUUAAUUGUAGUUAUUACUAGUUCGAAUUUGAAUGAAAAAAUUUAAAUGACAAUCAAAUACUGUUUUCAAGUUUGAAACAUAUAUGUAAAAUUGAAUCCUCCUGUCUUGUACCAAAAAUUUUUUUAUAUACCUAAAUAAAUGCCACCAUAGUUCACCAUAGUGCAUGGAGACUCUGUUUGUGUACAAGUGUUAUAUAUACAAAUAAUACAGUUUGAUAACAAAGUUGCCUGUUUUAAUAUCGCACCCUUAACACAAUACUGCAUUAACUAAGAAUUACAAAUAUUGCGAAUUCAACAUAAAAAUUCUAAUUUAAAAAUCUAGUUAGAAAAAUCUUUUAAAUUUAUUUAAUGUAAUAUUGUGUGCGAUAUCAUAGAAUAUUCACUUAUACAGCGUCAUUUUUUAAUCACUAUCUAAAUAUUCAUGUUGAUUUCUAUAAAUGUUAUAGUGUUAAAAUAAUUGCCCUGCAUGCUGUUAUAAUGCCAUUUAAUAUCAUAUGUUUAAAUUCUAAGGGAAGAUGUGUGAUGGAAGUAAAAGAAUGUGUAGGAAGUCCCAUGAUUAAUAGCAUUACGUUUGACAUUAUAGAUUACAUAGAAUUUUUUAUAACAUUUAUCAGAGUAUAAAAUUAAUAAUGAAAAAAAUAUUUACACUGGACAAAAUGCUUAUAAGACUAUCAUUUCUAUGACGAUGUAGAAGAUUAUGAAGUAAACGCGUGAGAAUGUUUGCCCAUAAUCUCGUAAAUACAUACCAGCGUGAUAUGAGGCGUUAUUUUUUUUUUAUUGGAUUUUAUAGUGAAUCCAAGGGCCAGCUGUGAAACCCUAGUUUUCUUUUCUAUUAUGUUAACAUAUUGAGUUUUUUUAUUUAAAAUGUUAUGUUUAUUUUCUUUUCAAUCAUGUUAUGUUCCAUUU
Messenger RNA from Achroia grisella, 2449 nucleotides. RefSeq names its product neuroguidin. The transcript has 2 exons. Bases 211 to 1113 code for a protein of 300 amino acids. NCBI's taxonomy places the organism in Eukaryota, Metazoa, Arthropoda, Insecta, Lepidoptera, Pyralidae. Gene Ontology annotation, cellular component: small-subunit processome; nucleolus. The record is from RefSeq and is a predicted model, not a curated record. Gene Ontology annotation, biological process: maturation of SSU-rRNA from tricistronic rRNA transcript (SSU-rRNA, 5.8S rRNA, LSU-rRNA).